Molecule: messenger RNA, 306 nt
Organism: Pieris macdunnoughi
Lineage: Eukaryota; Metazoa; Arthropoda; Insecta; Lepidoptera; Pieridae
Source: the annotation of a GenBank genome assembly
AUGUCGUUGUUAGCAGAAAAUAUAUUCGAAGUGUACCACAUCCUUAGCACAAAGGAAAAAGACACAAUUCCUAUAGACAAAUCUACUUUGAAUCAAAUCCAGCACGCUGCAUUAUCAGCCGUGAGGAACCUGAGCGUUCCAGUGGUCAAUAAGAGACUGGCCUCUGCCCAAGGAAAGGCUGCUCCGUUGCUUUUGAAGGCUCUGCCCAGUGUCGAGGAUCAUCAUGUGGCCUAUAAACUCAUGGCUGCUUUGAGGAUGCUGGUAGACGGACAAGAACAGGGGCAAACGGGCAGGAGGCUCAUCUGA